AUGAUAGGUACACGCAACAGGCACAUGUCCUUCGGGACAAUUUUAGAUUUCACUCCUCUAAAUUCCAAACAGAAAUCACACUUAUCUAGAGUGUAUGGAACGCUUGGUUUAUCAUGUUUGAUUACAGCCGCGACAGUCUUGUAUAAUCUUUACAUGCCACAAAUCCUCGCAUUCAUCCUAUUCACUGCCUCUUUUUCCUAUUUGUUUUACCUAUCCAGCGGAAAAGAUCUAUCAGGGAAAAGAUUGAUAGCACUGGUACUACUUUCAGUGUCUGAGGGGGUUAUGAUCAAAGACAUUGUUCGUUAUGCUCAAGUGUUAAAUGGUGAAAUUGUCACGAGCGCAUUGGCUAUUUCUAUGGCUAUUUUUUUUUGUUUUUCACUCAGCUCCAUAUUUGCCACUCAAAGACUUACAUACUACUUUUAUUCAUUGGUUUCCUCAUUGAUGACUUUAAUAUCGAUCGUUUCGUUCGCUAAUAUUUUUAUGAGAUCUAAAAUCAUGCUAAAUGCUACAGCAAUUGCGGCUCUACUAAUGUAUGCGGGGUUUGUUGCAGUUGAUACUCAAAUUACGCUGGCUGAAUUCGAUGCAGGAAAUCGUGAUUUUGUUGUACAUGCCAUUUCUCUUUAUGUUGAUAUAGUCGCCAUUUUUAUCAGAAUCCUGCAAAUUCUGAUUGAAAAACAGCAUAAUGAGUGCAGGAAACAUGAUAAGGAUUAUGACUAA
Messenger RNA from Babesia microti strain RI, 717 nucleotides. RefSeq names its product Probable Bax inhibitor 1. The record is from RefSeq and is a predicted model, not a curated record. The transcript is spliced from 2 exons. NCBI's taxonomy places the organism in Eukaryota, Apicomplexa, Aconoidasida, Piroplasmida, Babesiidae. Gene Ontology annotation, cellular component: membrane. Bases 1 to 717 code for a protein of 238 amino acids.